Molecule: messenger RNA, 2090 nt
Organism: Girardinichthys multiradiatus
Lineage: Eukaryota; Metazoa; Chordata; Actinopteri; Cyprinodontiformes; Goodeidae
Exons: 8
Coding region: 191-1264 (357 amino acids)
Biological process (GO): cell surface receptor signaling pathway
Molecular function (GO): transmembrane signaling receptor activity
Source: RefSeq, a predicted model, not a curated record
GUAUUAAAGUGGUGAGAAUACGAUGUAAAUAUGUCAUCUGGACGUCCUGUCAGGAUGGAACAUGGAGAUCUUCUUAACUUCACACAGAAAGGAUUCAAACUUCUAACCUUUGGAAACUUUAGACUUUUAAACUGUUGCAUAUUUGAAUAAGAAAAAUAGUUUGGUGAACCACCGUCCUCUCAGCACAACGAUGAAGAGAGAGAACAACAACCUGGUAGAGGAAGAGGGCGGUCUUUAUUCUUCGUCUCCAGCCAGAGAUGAAAAGCAUCAAAUGAGUGAGAGAAGAAUGGAGGAAACACCACAGAGUCUGCUGCUUUGUCUGAGUUUCCUGCUGUGCUGCAGAAUAAACCAAGCUGGUCUGACUGUGAGUCCCAGUAGAUCUCAGUUCUUUGAAGGAGACUCUGUGUCUCUGAGCUGUGAGGAGGACAACAUCUCUGCUGGAUGGACUGUGAGGAGAAACACAGCCAAACGUCAGUCUGAGUGUAAAGAUGGAUGGGGGAAACCAGCUGGUUCCUCCUGUAACAUCAGCAGCCUCUAUGAACAUGAUACUGGAGUGUACUGGUGUGAGUCCAGAGAGGGAGCAGCCAGCAGCAGCAUCCAGUUCACUGUCUCUGGUGGAUCAGUGAUCCUGCAGAGUCCUGUCCUCCCUGUGAUGGAGGGAGAUGACGUCACUCUGAGCUGUCAAACAAAGACUUCCUCCAACCUCCCAGCUGCUUUCAUUAAAGAUGGCUCCCUCAUCAGGACUGAGCCUGCAGGUCACAUGACCCUCCACCAUGUGACCAGCUCUGAUGAAGGUCUCUACAAGUGUAACAUCAGUGGUCAUGGAGAGUCUCCAUCCAGCUGGAUCUCUGUCUCAGUGAAACUCACCACCACCACUUGCACCACCUCCAUCCCUCCAACCACUCCUCCUCCUGCCUCCUCAUCAUCUCUUCUUUCCAUCUUGUUGCCUCUUGCAUCUUUAUGUGUUGUGUUUCUACUGGUGUUACUGGUUCUACUGGUGAAGAGACAUCAUCACAAGUCAAAAGCUGGUAAAGGAGACGACAUCACGUACAGCGACGUCCAAAUAACUCAUCUUCAGCAACAGAAAGUCAAACCCAGCAGAGAUGGGCUGGAAACCUUCUCUCAGUUCUUCAGGACAGAGUUCAGAGAGGAAAGCCUCAAGUUCUGGUCGGCCUAUGAAUACAGAACCACUGAUCCAGGAACAAAGCUGCUGUCCAAAGCCAAAUAUAUUUCUACAGUCUUUAUGGAAUCAGAGGCCCCAUAAACAGAUUAAAGAGAAAAGCUGAAGAAAAGUCUGACAUAUUUUUCACCAUGUGAGGUUUUACUUCAUGCAGAGCAGCAAUGCAUCAUCUGGGGUCUGGUUGACAUGAGAUACCAUGAUAUGUGGUGGAGAGGAGGCUGGUAGCUGCUUUUAGAUCCCAGUUUGUCACAUUUACAAAUGAGUCUGUUUUGUUUUCAUUAUAGAAUCUAGCUAAAGUGUUUCAUUCAUUUAGUUUCAGAUUAUUUGUUAUAUGCCAAACCACAACCUCUGAAUGUGUGAUCAUGUGACUUUUUCUGUGGCAUUACUUCUCAGGUUGAAGUGUGCUUCCACCUAGUGGUUAUACUGUGUAUUACAACAGCACAAAGACUAAAAACCCUCAUCUUUUUAAAAAACGAAAUGAAUGAAUCAGUAUUUUAAUGUGGCCGUGUCUGGAUGUGUUGGUUAAAGACGGGCUGCAGCGUUCUGGACCGGCUGAAGGAGAGCAGGGCUUGGCACACACCAACAUGAAGAGCUUCACAACAAUCAAGUCCUGAACUGAUGGAAGCAUGAAAGGCUUUUCCAGGUCGCAGCGACUAAGAAGAGGUUAAACUUUGACCUGGAGAUGAAGCUGGAGCAGCUUCCAAGCAGCCGUCCAAAUGAACUCUCAGACUUUUUACUUUCUGUUAGAAAGAUGAAGAUAAAGAACCAAAACAUCACACUGACCUCUGACUAUCUAGUUGUUAUAUUCUAUAAUAAACCAGAUACUUCUAUUUGUUUUUAUCUUAUUAUAAAUGUAUUGACUCAUAAUUCAGUGAAAUUUCACCAAGUAAAGAACAACACUUUCACUUUC